This is a messenger RNA of Paramecium pentaurelia, 533 nucleotides long. The record is from the annotation of a GenBank genome assembly. NCBI's taxonomy places the organism in Eukaryota, Ciliophora, Oligohymenophorea, Peniculida, Parameciidae.
AUGUCUAAAAUUUCCCUUUAUAAAAGUGAAGAUGACCCUAAUAGAAUUUUAGAUAAUAGAUUAUUAAAGGGAAUUUCUUAUAUUUUGGAAGAGUUUAUUGGUGAACCGAAGGUUUUAAAAUUCUAAAAUCCUUUAUUUGAUUCUGAGAGUACUCCUUCAGUCACACUUGAAAAUUAUUUGAUUAGAAUUUAAAGAUGUGCUAAAUGUAGUGAGGAAUGUUUUAUAAUUGCUAUUAUUUAUUUGGAAAGAAUUUAAGAACUAAAUUAAGAAUUAUAAUUCAACAGAUAAAAUAUCCAUAGGUUAUAUUUAUAAUUAAUAUCAGAUUUUUUAUAAUUGCAAUUGUUUUAGCAAUAAAAUUUCAUGAUGAUGAUAUAUUUAUGAAUGAAUACUAUGCUAGGGUUGGAGGAAUCUCAUUAUAAGAUUUAAAUGAUAUGGAAAAAUGCUUUUUAACAAUGUUAAACUUUUAAUUUUAUGUUUACGAAGAGACCUACUAUUAGUAUUUAAAAAGAAAAAAAAUAAAUUUUAGAAAAUGA